AUGGAGGGUAGGAUUUUAUUAGUUUGGAAGGCUGAUCAAGUUUCCCUUAGUAUUCUUCAGGAAGAUGAUCAAUACAUUCAUUGCUUUGUGAAGAUUAAGGGUGUUAUUCAGAAGUUUUGUUUGACCCUUGUUUAUGGUCGGAAUUCGGUGGAGGAGAGGAAAAGUCUCUGGACUCAGUUAUCUUUACUUGAGUUUCCAGUGCUUCCUUGGUUAGUAGUUGGAGAUUUUAAUGCAGUUUUUUACUAUGAUGAUCGUAUUGGUGGUCGCCCUAUUACUGAGAUGGAAUUGGAAGAUGGUCAUCAUUGGAGGGUCUGUUUUAUGUUGGCUAAGUUGCGCUCGAGUGGUUCCCAUUACACUUGUUCUAAUAAACAAAUGGAAGGAACAAGAAUUUUCUUUAAAUUGGACAGAGUUUUUAAUAAUGAAGCUUGGAUAGAUGAUUUUCCUGAUUCUGAAGCUCGUAUUAACUGGGAUGUCAUCUCUGAUCAUUGCUAUUGCUUUAUAAAAACUGUUCCUAUUCAGAUUUUAGGGACUAGACCUUUUAAAUAUUUUAAUAUGUGGGCAGAUCAUCAGGAUUUUAGAAACACAGUGCUUUGUAAUUGGUCUAAACCGAUAGCUUCUUCUGGUUCGCAGCAGAUUGUUAAGAAAUUAAAGCGGUUAAAACCUGUUUUACUUCAGUUCAACAAAGUGAAAGUUGGAGAUGUAGCUAAGAAAAUUUCUGAAGCUAAAAUUAAAUAUCAGCAAGCCCGGCUUUAUUUGCAAGAGGAUCCUUCUUCGAUUUCUCUUCAACAGGCUGAAAAAGAGGCUUGUUUAGAGUUUGGCUGUCAAUCUAGAAUGUAUGAGAGUUUUCUUAGGCAAAGGAGCAAAAUCACUUGGCUUAGAUUUGGAGAUGAGAAUACUCCUUAUUUUCAUGCUAGUCUAAAGCAGCGGAAACUUGGUAAUCGGAUUACUUCUUUCAUGGAUGAUGCAGUUUUAACUCGGAUAGAGCAAGAGUGCUUCUCUCAAGGGGUUGUUUUGAACCUGGAGCAGCAACUUGGAUUAAUAAUGCCUUUCACCAAGAAGGAUGUUAAGAAAUCUUUAUUCAGUAUUCACUCAAUUAAGAGCCCUGACCCAGAUGGAUAUGGUUCGGGCUUCUACAAAUCUUUAUGGAAGGAUAUAGGGGAUGAAAUUUUAGAGGCGAUUCUAACUUUCUUUGAUCGAGGAGAGCUUCCACAUGAGCUUAAUAAUACAAUCAUAUCCCUUAUUCCUAAGCUGGCUAAAGUUCUUCCUAUGAUUGUUCAUCAAAACCAAGGAGCUUUUAUUCAGAACUGUUUGCUUGCGCAUAAUAUUCUUAUCCUCCAAGAUCUCCUUAAAGGUUAUACUAGGAAGAAUGUUUCUCCUCACUGCUUGAUAAAAAUUUAUCUUAGCAAGGCUUAUGAUUCCCUUGAUUGGGUUUUUUUGGAGGAUAUCCUAAAAGGUUUUUGUUUCCCUAGCAGAUUUAUUCAGUGGAUUAUGACUUGUUUGACGGGUACCUCUUAUACCCUUUUGAUGAAUGGGAGGUUUCAAGGGGGUUUUGGUGGGAGGAAAGGUUUAAGACAAGGAGACUCGAUCUCCCCCUUGCUGUUCGUGCUUGCCAUGGAGUAUCUCACUCAUCUUAUUAUUCUUGUUACUCAUGACAAGGAGUUCAGAUUGCAUCCCAUGUGUAAAAGUUUGCAUCUUUUCAAUCUUUGUUUUGAAGAUGAUCUUAUCUUGUUUUGCAAGGGCAAUCUUAGAUCCAUGCAAAUCUUGUUUGAUGGUUUUACCAAGUUUAGUCAGGAUUUUGGUUUUUCUGCCAACUUGACUAAAUCUCAAGUUUAUUUUGGUGGAAUUUCUGCUAAAGAGAAGAAUAGUAUUAUGAAUUAUGUCAAUAUUGAAGAGGGUUAUUUUCCCUUAAAAUACCUUGGUGUCACUCUUCAGCCUACCAAAUGGAAGGCAGCUGAUUUUGGUGUUAUCAUUAAAAAAAUUCAAAAUCGUCUUCACACUUGGUCAAGUCAUCAUCUGCCUUUUGCUGGGAUAUCUCAACUGACCCACUCUGUUUUAUUAGGUAUUCGAACAUAUUGGAUGAGUAUUCUUCUCCUGCCUCAAAGUGUCAUUCAUGAAAUUGAUCGGCUUUGUCAGACUUUUUUAUGGGGAGCUAAGGGUAAUCGCAGUAAGCUUCACUAUUCUUCAUGGGAACAGGUUUGCUUACCUAAGAAUAUGGGUGGGAUUGACUUAGAGGCCUCGUCAUUCAAUGGCAAGCUGAAUCUGAAGUUUCUUUACAGCCAUUUGCUUCAAAGGGGUUCGGUGUCUUUUGCUAAGGGUGUGUGGUUUAAGAUUUCAGUCCCGAAGCAUCGUUUUAUCCUGUGGCAAUCGGUUCUUGGCCAUCUGCUAACUAGGGACAAUUUAUUGCACUGUCAUGUUCCUAUGGUUUCCACUUUAUGUCCUGUUUGUGAGCGUGUUGAUGAAUCUCAUGCGCAUCUGUUCUUUGAGUGUCUUUUCUCCCAAAAGUUCCUGGUUCUCAUUAAAAGAUGGUUAGGCCCAGCUCUUUGGCCAGUCAAGUAUACUGAGUGGCUGUAUUGGAUAGAAGGGAAGCCUAAAGGGAUGCUUCAAAGGAUAGAUGUUGCUUCUUUGGCUGCAGUAGUUUAUUGCAUUUGGUUUAAUCGAAAUUCUUGUAUUUUUGCUCAUUGUUCUUUGUCUGCUCAUCGAAUUGAUCGUAUGAUUAGACUGUGUUUGAAAGCUAGAUUGUUUAGUAUCACGAGUCAGAAGUUGCAGGUUAAGGAGAAGUUUCUAGUUGAUUUUGUAAGGAAUCUGUAA
Molecule: messenger RNA, 2808 nt
Organism: Humulus lupulus (European hop)
Lineage: Eukaryota; Viridiplantae; Streptophyta; Magnoliopsida; Rosales; Cannabaceae
Exons: 4
Coding region: 1-2808 (935 amino acids)
Source: RefSeq, a predicted model, not a curated record